AUGUCAUCCACCGCGAUACCCAAGGUCGUGCCGGCGCAGUUGUCGUUCCUGGCCGUGUAUAACCCCGCGCUUGGAACGAGCGACGAGACGUUCCACCAGCAGAUUGUCUUCUACUACUCGCGGGCGGCCAAGGCGCGCUCGAAGCUCAGCAAUGGAGAUACACGACGGGACGAGGAGCUACGAGAGCAGGAGAAUGAGAAGCUGCGGCAGGUCGGGCUGGCGCAGGGUAUGGUGGGAUUUGCGAAGAGCUUCUCCAAUGGCGAGGCGGUAGACUCUGUGGAAACGCAGAAGUCGCGCAUAGUGCUGCAUGAGCUCGAGGCGGGAUGGUGGAUUCUGGCCUCUAUCGACCUCACCCAGCUGCCUGCCGCCUCCCUCACGCGAACCGACUCAAGCACCAGCGUCAACGAGCCCGUCAUCGAGUACUCGUCGCGCGAAGUCGCGCCGCCUGCGCUCCUGAUCCAGCAGCUCGUGCGCGCACACUCGAUAUUCCUCCUUCACCAUGGCACGACGCUCGAGCACAUGUUCGCCAAGCACAAGCGCGACAAGUUCUGCAACAUCCUCGACAAGUACUGGUCGCGCUUCGCCGCCAACUGGGAUGUGCUUCUGCACGGGAGCCCGGCAGUGGACAUGUACAGCGGCCUGAAGCUCGCGGCCGGCGGUGAGCUGGGCAUGGGCGUGGGCGAGGAAGACUGGGGCAGCAGCGAGCGAGAUGUGCUCGAGGACUUUGCGCGCAGGACGGAAGGGCUGGUGGACGUCAUGGUGUCACGUUUCGGGGAGCCGUCGUCGCUACAGCACGCAAAGUCGUCCACAGAUCCCAAGCAUCUUGAGGCGUCCGAGUUGGAGCCGUGGAUGGGCAGUGGCAGGAGCCCGGGUGCACCCGAUGGUGUUGUCUUCUCUGGCAUGGGAGCACCAGCGCCCAAGGACCGAUCUGAGGUUGCAGCAUCAAAACGUGAAUCUGAUCUUCCGCCUGGCAUACCACCACCAAUCGUUAAAGCUGUCGAGCAGUCCUUGGACAAGGCGUCUGCUGGCGUGGACAAGGGCGAAAAGAGUUCUGGUCAGGACCAAAAGCCGCUCCUCGCCUCGUUGGGCGACACGGAAACUUGGAUGAAGUACAUGACGCUUGGCUAUGGCACAGCAUGGGGUGGUGGAAAGAAGACUGAGGAUGAAGUGCGCCCCGCAGCAAAACGGCAACCUACGCGCGAACGCUCCCCAUCACCAGCCGCUAUGCGGUACAUCGAGCCGGAACCGGAUGUUGACCUGGCAGAAGAGAAGCUCAAGAUGCAAAUCCGCCAAGAGAACGAUGGCUAUUUCCUUAUCGGACUUAAGGGUGAUAUGUACGAUGCGGAAGUGGAUGAAGAGGACGACGAUUGGAAUCAUCGUAUCCCUCUUCGCACAGUGCAUGUUGAGCUCCUUCAGAAGGAGACGACGCAUCGAGUUCGGGGACAUCGUCCUUUCAUAUAUACUUUCUUGUUCAGCCAUCGAACAAGCGCCCUGAGCAUUGCCUCGUUUUACCGCGACAUACACAACUUCUUCUCGCCCCUCCACCAAUCCCUAGACAGAAACACGUCGCCCGAAAAAGUCGCAGCGCGCCUCUUCGCCGCAUCAAACCCACACACAACCACCUCCUCAAGCCGCGGCUCCGACCCCAACACCCAGCCCAUCUACGACCUCGUCUACGACCCCCGCACCCUCACCGUGCACUCCAGCCUCCCCAACAUCCCUGACCCCGGCACCCUCAUCGCCGAAGGCCCUCAGCAGCACCAGCGCCCACGCCUCGGGCUGGAGCCGCGUCGAAGCCCUCAACGCUUGAAUGUGAUGUGUGUCCAUUUCAAGGAGAGAGAGAUACAGUUCCUGUCAAAUGGUACACUGAACUACCAUCUUCCGAUCAUAAUCACUUCUACAGUGCUUCUAUCCUACAUCUAA
Messenger RNA from Parastagonospora nodorum SN15, 1923 nucleotides. RefSeq lists its product as hypothetical. The transcript is spliced from 5 exons. Gene Ontology annotation, cellular component: Mon1-Ccz1 complex; intracellular membrane-bounded organelle. Gene Ontology annotation, biological process: vesicle-mediated transport. The coding region runs from base 1 to 1923 and encodes 640 amino acids. Lineage: Eukaryota; Fungi; Ascomycota; Dothideomycetes; Pleosporales; Phaeosphaeriaceae. The record is from RefSeq and is a predicted model, not a curated record.